CAGGGCAGUACACUUUGGCUCCAACUGCCUGUGGAGGAGCAACUGUGGAGGAGGAGGCGGCGGCGCAGGAGUUGGGCGGGGCCCCCAGAUUUUCAUGCUAUUUAAGUCAAUGAAGUGCUGCAGGAGGAACAUCAGCAGUUGGAUAAGCCGAAGUUGGCGAAGCCCGAGCAGCAGAAACAGGAGUUUGAACUGGCCAAGGAAUUCAUUAUCAUGGUAGAGUUGCCGGCUCCAAGAAACUGAAGCAGUUCUGCUUGUAAGUGUUUAAUAAGCACAUAUGUUGGCAUCUACUAAACGUUACUUGGUACAUAUAAAAAAAAUUCUUGCAAUGAUCUUUACAAAUGACUUCGAUCGGACGCUGCGCAACAAUAUGUAGCACUGCCGUAUGGCAACAGGCGCGUGUCUGUGGCAACGAUGCGUUGCCAUGUUAACCACAUUAUAAACAAGUAAAAGUGCGCUGGAAGAGUGUGCCCGACUAGAAGAUUCCCUGCAUAUAGCUUUCGAUACUUAUGAAAUUUUCAGUGCUUAAAUAUAUAUAUUUAUCGAUAAUUAUCGAUCUAAAUUUCUGUUUUAAAGGGAACGGAGCUCAUAUAAACUAUCGAUAUGUGCUAUAAACACCACAAUCAAUAAUCGAUAAUUAUCGAAUUCGAGAAAAAACGGAUUACUUCUGCCUGUUCCAUACAUGAGCACAACUGCAAUAUACCCUACUUCGAAGCACUUCCUAUUGCCACGAUGUCCAGGCCGUUGAACAAGGAUUAUCGAGCUGCUGAUUUCCAGCAGCUCAGCCAGCUGAUCAGGAAUCAUCCGCUGAUGAAGACGACCACGUCGGAGCAGCUGCCCAUGCAGACGCUGCGCUCGCCCGAAUACCGCACCAAGUGCGUGAUGCGCGCCUCGCUGGAUGACAUAGCGCUGGGCAUAAAUCUGUUCAAGCUGCAGUUGGGUGGCGACAGGGACAGGGACAGUGACAGGGAGAGGGAGAGGGACACGGCCAAAGCAGAAACUGUUGGCUUUGCGCCCGCGGCUCGCAAAUCGGCCAAGCCGACGGCCACGCCCUUUAUCAAAGUGCUGCUGAGAAAGACGCCGCUUGUGGUGCUGUUCGAGCGCCCCAGCAUGACGGCCGAGGCGGACAGCGAGGAGGGGCGCCAGGUGUUGGCGGAUAAUCGGCGCUACGAGCAGCUGCUGGCGGGCACAGACAAAUCCCGACGCACCGUCGACUCGGAAACGCAGACGAUAUCGACGCUGCUGAAAUCGCGGCUGGUCAACACGGAGCGCCUGCGCACCGACCAGGUGGCCUCCUAUGUCUCCAACUUCGAGAUGUUCGACACGUACAAGGAUCUGGAGGCGUCCACGAAGAGCGUUCAGGUGCAGGGCGACCAGCAAAUGGAGGUGACCACCUAUCGCGUCGGCGGCGUGGAUCAAUUUGUGGCCAUCAAUAAGCUGUCCAGCUUCCGGCUGGCGCUUAUGCUGACCAUGCGCAUCCUGGCCAGCAAUGUGUACGAGCCGGAACAGCGCCGUUUUCGCAAUAUGACGCCACCCGAUCCGCUCGCCGAGGAUGUAAAGUUCCGGUACCGGCUGCGCCUGCUCUGGCGUCUGAGUGCACCCACCUCCUGCCCGUUGCCCGGAGCCCGGCAGGCGGUGACCGGGAUUAGUUUUUGUCCCAGCAAUGGCGACAUUUUUGCCGUGUCGUAUGGUAUUUAUACCCAUGCGCAGCUGGGCAAGCAGCCCGGCAUCAGUCCCGGCCAUGUCUACGUGUGGAACAUCAAGAAUCCGGUGAAUCCGGAACGCUGCUACAAUUACGCCGUGCCCGUGGUCACGUUACAGUUCGCGCCGGCGGCUCCACAGCUGCUGGCCAUUGGCCUGCACAAUGGCGAUGUCCAGGUGCGUGACAUUUCGCAGCCGGAGGAUCAGCCGCCGCUGGCCAACUCGCAGCGCAGCAGCUCACCCCACUUCGAGCCGGUGACAUCCAUCAAGUGGAUACAGCGCACCGAUGGCGAUGUGCCCGGCGAGCCCGAUCUGACGCCUCUACUGGCUGCCUCGCAGUCGGGCGCCAUCACCAAAUAUCAGCUGAUUAAUAGUCCACAUCUGUUGGGCUUUCAGCAUCAGUAUUUUGAGCGUGCCGAGGCCGAGCUGGAGGGGAUUCCCCUCCAGUGUCAGGCGCAGCGUGUCCCACUCCUGGCAAAUCGCCACGUGCAGUGCCUGGAACUCGUGCUGGAUCCGUUGCAAACGGAUUUUUACUAUGUGCUCACCGAUGAGGGCACCAUGUACAAGUGCUCCACCAAUUAUCCACUGCAGCAUCUGGAGCAGCGCCAGGUGCACGAAACGCCCGCCGUCUGCAUGGACUUCUCGCCCUGGUCCCCCAAGCUCUACUUGACCUGUGGCAGCGAUUGGUGCAUUCGCAUCUGGCUGGGCGGCAUCCUGCUGCCGCUGAUCACCCUGCAGCAUCAUCUGUCGCCGGUGCACUGCGCCCGCUGGAGCCGCACUCAUUCGACCAUUUUGGUUUCGCUCAGCCACAGCACCAUCGACAUCUGGGAUCUGCGCAACAGCACACUGAAGCCCGUCUCGUCCACCACAAUCGAUGCCCGGAUUGACUACACGACCUUCUGCUUUUCGCACUGUGGUCGCUGCCUGGCCGUGGGCAAUGAGGCCGGCAAUCUUCUCAUGCUCGCCUUUGAGGACAUGCCCUUUCCGCCGCAUUUUCAGUACAGGCAGCUGAAGCGUGCGCUCUUCAAGGCCCUGGCCUUGGAUCCGGAGCUGCUGCAACAGGUCAAGAGCGUGGGUUCCUUUAGUUAUCCCGAAGGCGGCAAGCACACAGCAGCGCAAUAGACUUGUUCGGAGAAUUAAAAUUACUUAAGCAACCAUUUUCCCCCAGAGGCGUGAUUUACCCGAAACGCGUGAAACACAGCUUUAAUAAAUGUGCCCCAUUUUUCACCAAGCGAGAAACAAGCAAAUAAUAAAGGAUAAAGGAGUUAAUAAA
Messenger RNA from Drosophila virilis, 2971 nucleotides. RefSeq names its product dynein axonemal intermediate chain 4. Gene Ontology annotation, molecular function: dynein light chain binding; dynein heavy chain binding. Gene Ontology annotation, cellular component: axonemal dynein complex. Gene Ontology annotation, biological process: cilium movement. NCBI's taxonomy places the organism in Eukaryota, Metazoa, Arthropoda, Insecta, Diptera, Drosophilidae. The record is from RefSeq and is a predicted model, not a curated record.